AGUGACCAAUGUUUCCCAAACGGGUUUAGGGUUUAAGGCAGUUGGGGUUAUUUUCCGCCCUGUGUUGCCCGUUUAUAUUAUUUAUCCGUCAACUUUUCUCUGCCGACAGCCGCCGUCAUGUCCAACAACAAUGCCAGCAACAACUUAAUUGUCGCUCAAAGGGCCGUGAAGCAGCUCCGGUUAGAGGCCAGUGUCCGGAGGAUAAAGGUGUCCGUGGCUGCUGCUGAGCUGAGAAACUUCUGUCUGCAAAAUGCCUCCAAGGACCCUCUCCUGGUCGGGGUCCCCUCUAGUGAUAAUCCCUUCAGACCCCCUAAGUCCUGCUCCCUGUUCUGAGGUAGGUCUGCUCGUCCCUCCACUGAGGCUGCAGCAUGCAGAGAGAACGGUGGUGGAGAAUUUCUGAAUUUAUCCGUCGAAGGCUUUCUUCACUUGUACUUCAUGUCGCUGUGUCCUCAACCAGCAGCUCUUCCUGGGAUGAUGCAACGUGGGACUGAUUGGUUCGGGGGAGGGAACUUUUCCACUUGUUUGCCAAAACUAAUGGUAUCAUAACUCCCAUCUGUUACAUUAAAGCAGGGCCAAACUCUACAUGUUCAAAAACAACAGUUAUUGACACUAACUUGACUAAUGAUUAAGCCGUUCUCGGUUUACCUAGUACUUAACAUGUCCGGUCUCAGUUUCCUGACCUAAUGGUUUCUGUCUCCAGUCAGUGAAAUUCGGCCCAUGUGAUUGGCUACUGUGUGUGCAACUUCCUCAUGUAUUUUAUGUAGCAGGUGGAGGGGAAAAAAAAUCAUUAACAUUAAUUUAAACCAGGUGCUGAUAUACUAUACUAUAUUUCAUAUUGUGGCCAAAAGAUGCACUGAAAGCUUUUGAGCUAAACUGAUUGGUGUCUUAAACAUUCAUUGUAUUUGUGGCAAUGGUCAAGGUGUUACUACUACUCUGAAGUACAACAUGGUACAGACUUUAAUCAGUGCAGGGCAUGUGAUUGUCGUAUAACCUUUUAUCCAAUCUUUUUUCUGUAUAUAAUUUACAGCCUGCUAAGGUUGCUUUUAGCAUGUAUGUUCCUGUAUUAAAAGAAAAAACACGCCAAGGCCUUAACACUAUUUGGGUAAUGCAACCUGGUAGCAAAUUUAAUGUAUAUCACUUUAGAUACACAAAUGGCCAAACAGCAGAUGUUCAUGUAAGUCAAAAUUUCCAAAUAUUGUUUGUAUGAUAUGAAUCAUGCUGUAGUGACUUGUUGCAUUAAUCGUUUUCCACACUGGAAUCAUAUUCCAAUCAACCAAAACUUUCACCACUGUUGGCCUGUAUUUUUUUCUUAACUUAGCUACUGUGGGCAAACUUUUUAGAAAUUAAAUUACUUUUUCGGACACUUA
Molecule: messenger RNA, 1367 nt
Organism: Micropterus dolomieu (smallmouth bass)
Lineage: Eukaryota; Metazoa; Chordata; Actinopteri; Centrarchiformes; Centrarchidae
Exons: 3
Coding region: 118-333 (71 amino acids)
Biological process (GO): G protein-coupled receptor signaling pathway
Cellular component (GO): heterotrimeric G-protein complex
Molecular function (GO): G-protein beta-subunit binding
Source: RefSeq, a predicted model, not a curated record